This is a messenger RNA of Aplosporella prunicola CBS 121167, 2267 nucleotides long. RefSeq lists its product as uncharacterized. Bases 355 to 2007 code for a protein of 550 amino acids. The record is from RefSeq and is a predicted model, not a curated record. Gene Ontology annotation, molecular function: transmembrane transporter activity. Gene Ontology annotation, biological process: transmembrane transport. The transcript has 4 exons. Lineage: Eukaryota; Fungi; Ascomycota; Dothideomycetes; Botryosphaeriales; Aplosporellaceae.
AGCAAACGCAAACGUCCACGAGCAUGGCUGCCGUCGCGAUGGAUCGGGGCUGGGGAGUUAGUUGAAAUAAAUGCGCUGGGCUCGCGACCUGGUUGAAGCACUGUCACUUCAGCUCGUUCAUCCAAAGCCACAGCCUCGGAGUCGCCGUGGGUUAAAGAAGUGUGAAUACAAAGUGAAAGGGUUGGCAGUUGCCUCUCCUUUCAUUCACCAACGCUCCUCUCUCUUUAGGUAGCCACGCGCGCGCCGCCCCGCCACGAGGAACACACGAGUACAAGACGCGACUCGACGAUUCCCACACUCACUCUCACACUCACUCCUACACUCUGACCUACACUCACCCACCUACUCGCCGCUAUGGCCAACGACUCCGAGUCCUCUAGAGGUGACACUCCCGUCUCCCAGUAUGCCAACCUCGAGUCCUCGUCCGCCUUCAACCCCGGCUGGCGCUUGUAUGUCGCCUUCUGUUCCCUGUCCGUCAUCACCCUCAUGGCCGCGCUUGAUGCAACCAGUAUCUCUGUCGCUCUGCCGAUCAUGGCCCAAGCCUUGCACGGCAGUGCCAUUGAGGCCUUUUGGUCCGGCACCAGUUUCCUGCUCACCGCCACCGUCUUUCAACCUAUCCUGAGCUCUUUCAGCGAUGUGUUCGGUCGCAAAUCCAUCAUCCUGUUCUCUUUGGCCCUCUUCGGAGUCGGCGCCAUCAUUGCAGCCGUGGCAAACAACUUCACUGUUGUGCUCGUAGGCCGCAGUAUCCAAGGAAUCGGUGGGGGCGGCAUUAUCGUGCUGUCCGAGGUCAUCAUCACAGACUUGGUGCCUCUGAGGGAGCGUGGCAAGUACUUCAGCUUUAUCUCUGCCAUGUGGGCGCUCGGGACCGUUGUUGGCCCGCUGCUUGGUGGUGGGUUCUCCGAGCAUGUCACGUGGAGAUGGAUUUUCUGGAUCAACCUUCCUUUCAUCGCCGUUGGCAGUGCCCUUGUCAUCUUCUUCAUGAAACUGCACUCUAGGACGUCCUCUCUUGCCUCCAGGCUGAUGAAAGUCGAUUGGAUCGGCAUGGUCGUCUUCGUCGCAUCAAUGACGGGUUUCCUCAUCCCCAUCACCUGGGGUGGUGUUCAGUACGCCUGGGAUUCGUGGAGGACGCUGGUGCCUCUGGUCGUGUGCGGAGCCGCCCUGGUCGCUUUCAUCAUCUACGAGCACAGCUUCGCGCCGAACCCCCUGAUCAGGACGCGCGUGUUUAUGAACAGGACGGCGGCAUCGACCUUUAUUCAGACAAUCCUGCACGGCAUGGUCCUGUGGUGUGAGCUCUACUACCUACCGCUCUACUACGAGGCCGUCAAAGGAUACUCGCCCAUCCUGGCGGGUGUCGCGCUUUUCCCGCAAACCUUCACUGUCGCCCCAGCGGCCAUGAUUGUGGGCUUCGUCAUUGCCAAGACGGGUCGCUACCGGUGGGCACUAUGGAGCGGGUGGUUCCUGAUGACCUUUGGCAUGGGCUUGCUGAUCUACCUCGACGUUGACACCAAGGUCCCGUCGUGGGUGUUCCUGAACCUUGUUCCCGGUCUGGGCGCCGGCAUUCUUUUCCCUAGCAUGGCCAUAACGGUGCAGGCGUGCUCGUCGAGCCAGGACCAGGCUGCAGCCGUGACGAUGUUUACGUUCACGCGGGCGUUGGGCCAAACGAUUGGCGUGGCCAUCGGCGGAGUCAUUUUUCAGAACGAGAUUAAGAAGAAGCUGCUGACGUUCCCGCUGCUUGCGGACAAGGCGGUGGCGUACUCGCAGGACGCCAGCGGGCUUGUCCAGAUCAUCAAGGGCAUGCCGUCGGGGCUGGCGGAGACGCAGCAGCUCAAGGUGGCGUACGUGCAUGGGCUGCGGUACAUUUGUAUUGUCAUGACGGCGAUAUCGGCGGUGGCGUUUGUGGUGAGCUUCUUGACAGAGGGCCUUCCGCUCGACCGGGCGCUGGAGAGCGAGCAGGGCUUCGACUAUGGCGGAAGGGCGGAGCGGGAAUUGGAGGAGAUCAAGGUGUAAGCAGACGAGAUGGAUGGUUGUGUUUAGUAAUUAGCGUGGAAAUUGACGAUGAUGGCUUGGGCUGGUGUGACGUUUGCGCAGGCUUGGCGAUCAGGGACCGGGGAGCAGGUGGCCGGGAGCGGUAACGUGGGACGAAGGGCUUUGGUGUAGUCUAAAAUGCGGAGGGGGGUGCGGACGUCAUGGGUCUUGGGCAGAUCGGAGGAGCGUCGAGAUCUGUGCGAGACCCUGGGCGGGCUGACGGUUGGGUAAAAGAAGGUGUC